AUGGCUUUUCUACUCAUGCCGCUGCUUUUGCAAACGGGUGUCGUCUUGGGGUCAAACUACGGCUACGUGGAGUGGUCGGACAACGACAGAGACGCGGAGAUCCGGGCCAAGGGGCCCACGCCGUCCAGCCCGCAAAACAUCAACGGGGAGCCCCUGCACCACCGCCCGACCCACUCCGCCGUCGUGGCGCACAAGAUCGAGGAGGAGCUGCCGCGGGUGGUCACCGCCUUCCUGCACACCGGCGACUCGGCGGCACUGAGGCAGGUGAACUGCUCCCGUAGGUACGAGCUGAGCAGCCUGCGGGGCGGCGUGCAGGCGGCGUCGCACUACUCCCUGCACGGCGUGCUGGACACCAUGACGCACGCCGCGAACUUCCUCAACGUGAUCCUGCAGGGCAACAGGUCGAGGGAGCGGACCCUCCGCGGAGACAUCCACUGGUACCACGCGCUGGUGCGGAGCAUCCUGGAGGGCGACCCCAAGAUCCGCAGGGCCGUGGUGACUUUCCACACGGACGCGCCGACACCGGGUCCGCACGUUUUCCUGCAGGCGACGAGAACCGAGAAGGAAGUGGUGCUGCAGGACCUCUCCAACUCCGUGCAUCAUCAUCACCACCACCACCAGCAUCAUCAUCCAAAGAGCAGCAGGAGCGUGGAGUCCGAGUGGUUGGAUGAGUUCGGGGACCGCAGGAGAAGGCCAUACCUGCAGAGAAGGGCCCCCUCCGGCCCUGAGUCGGUGGUCACCGAAAGCGGUGGUUACUUUUUGGACAAAAAGCAAAUCAAGUGGUCGGCGCCGUACCUUGAGUGCGAACACGGGACGUUUGUACCCCACUGGCUGCUCACCCUGUCCGCUGGCUUUUACGGUUUAAGGGCUAACUCUGCACCAGAGUUCAGGGGCGUGGUUCGCGUGGAUGUAAACCUACAGGAUGUGGACAUUGAUCAGUGCUCAGAGAGUGGCUGGUUCGCUGGGACACACCGUUGCAACCUCACCAGCAUGGAAUGCACUCCUAUUGGCGGCCAUGGAUUCGUGUUGGACAAGUACAAGUGCCAGUGCAGGAGAGGCUUCUACCACCCGAGCCGAGUGGCGCUCAACGGCUUGACAAGUAAAGAGCAAGGGUCCUACAGAGAUGACUCCUCUGAGGUGUCCAGUAAAUGCCUGCCUUGCCGUGAGGGCUGCCCCUAUUGCCGCGAUGACACACCCUGCCUCGUUCAAGAGGACGGGGCCCUCAGGCUUGCUGUAGCCACCUUUCAGGGUCUAUGCAUGGUGCUGGACCUGGCCAGCAUGGUGGUGGUCUACCACUUCAGAAGGAACAAGAAGAUCCGGACGUCUGGUCUUAUUCUGGUGGAGGCCAUCUUGACUGGGGCUUUGCUGCUGUACUUCCCCGUGAUGAUCCUGUACUUCCACCCCAGUGUGUUCCGCUGCAUCCUCCUGAGGUGGGUACGUCUCCUGGGCUUUGCCAUCAUGUACGGCACCAUCAUCCUCAAGCUCUACAGGGUGCUAAAGGUGUUCCUGUCCCGUACGGCCCAAAGGACGCCUUAUAUGACCAGCUGGCGGGUCCUGCGGUUGCUGGGAGUGAUUCUCCUGGUGGUGUUGUGGUUCUUGGUGGCUUGGACCUCUGCUGUGUGCCAACGCCCAGAGCUGACCCGGGCCCUCAUAACAGCAGGCCUCACUCCAGAGGGACUGCAGUUUAGCAUUUGUCUGCUGGACCGCUGGGACUACAUGAUGGCUGUUGCGGAGUUCCUCUUCUUGCUGUGGGGUGUGUACCUCUGCUACGCUGUCCGGACCGUUCCCUCGGCUUUCCAUGAACCGCGCUACAUCGCAGUGGCCAUCUACAACGAGCUCCUCAUUUCAGCCAUCUUUCACAUCAUCAGAUUCUCGCUGGCUCCCGGGCUGCACCCUGACUGGAUGCUCAUGCUCUUCUUUGCUCACACCCAUCUGACGGUGACUGUGACUCUGGGCUUGCUGCUCAUUCCAAAGUUUGUGUCAAAGGGGACCCAGGCCAGGGACGACAUCGCCACUGAAGCCUAUGAGGAGGAGCUGGACAUGGGGAGGUCAGGCUCUUACCUCAACAACAGCAUCACCUCCGCAUGGAGCGAGCACAGCCUGGACCCAGAGGACAUACGGGAUGAACUGAAGAAGCUGUACGCCCAGCUGGAGGUGCACAAACGUAAGAAGAUGCUGGCCAACAACCCCCAUCUGCAGAAGAAGCGCAGCUCUAAGAAAGGCCUGGGUCGCUCCCUGAUGAGACGGAUCACAGAGAUCCCCGAGAGCAUACACAUGCACCGCCAGUGCAGCCGUGAGGACGGCAGCGAGCAUGGCAGCAGCCGCAGCACCUUGAGGAGAAACCCGUUUGACCCGACGCACCACGGUAAAACCCGGGAUGACUCCCUAAAAAACAAAGUCCUGGGUCUAAAGAAGUCACUCAGCUAUGACCACGCGUGCGACCAGGGCGAGGAAACUCGAAGCCAUGACGGCUCCACGGCAGGAGACAAAUUGACCCCUGCUGGAAGCAUCGGGGAAGGGUCUCUUCUGGGUUCACUGAUUGGCCGGAAACACGCCAAGAAGUCACCGGAGCAAGCGGCAACACCGCCGAGAAUGGAACCGGCCGAGUCCACUGAGUCAGUCCCCCUGUUCUGGAAGUCGGCCAGCGCUCACAACUUAACGCAUGAAAAGAAGCCUGUCCACUUAAGGACCUCCAUUAUGCAGAAGUCUCUGAGUGUGAUUGCUAGCGCGAAGGAGAAGAUGCCAGGCCUUACCAACAAGACACACAGUGUGGAGGACGCCAGUAAGAAGGGACUGAAGAGAAGGGAUGGAAGGAUGCUGUCGGAGGUCGAUGAGACACCUGAGCACUAUCCUAAGAUGAUAAUCAGCCAGUCAGUGGAGAUCUCCAAGACCCCCUUGAAGAUGGGCAUCAUGAAACAGCAGGUGAGUGGAAGUCAGCCGACCAUCUGUUCUGAGUCGGGACGGAACCUAUAUGACCUUUCCGAGGUCUGCACUUGGGAGCUAGACGACCCACCGACGCCCUCAGAAGGAAAAUCCCAGAAGCACGUCUCCAUCGCCCCGGGUGAAACCACUGCCGUGCGCAGGGGCAGCAGCUCUGGGAGCACCAAGGGGAGUCGCUCCCAGCAGAAGCAGAGGACAGGGCAGUCCCCUGCCAACAGACGCCGCUCCAAAGACAAGGGAGGAGAGAAGGAUGAAAGCAGAGAGUCCAGGAAACCUCGGUCCCCCAGGUCACCCCUCCCUGUCAAACCAGAUGUCUGUCCCUGGGACUUUGAAGAGCAGCCCAUGCUUGGUGGUAAUUCAGAUUCCAUCUCCCCAGACAGGAUCAGGCGUAAGAAGAGUGUCACACCCACCGACGGGAAGCCCAAGACCCUCCAUUCAGACCACUCCAAGUCCACAGGGAGUCUCCUGCAGCCUCCGUCCCUGAUGGUGGAGAUCUGUCCGUGGGACUACCACACCCCACCUUCUCCGAAGCAGGAGAAAACCUGCAACAGCCCCACAUCACACUCCAAAAGGAAACGAAAGGGCUCCUGCUCGUCCAACCACAGGCCAGAGAAGGGGAAAGACAGGGAGAAAAGCAAGGAAAGACGAAGCUCCUCCAGCAAGCCUUCGUCGGAGAGGAGACGUGUCAGCCAGUCCUCGGACAGUGGCGGGCCAACUUCUGAAAGACGAAGGAGCUCAACGAGAGAGCCAGAGACAACGGAGAAAAAGAGGGCGGAAAUCUGCCCCUGGGAAACUGAGUCCUCAUCCGCCAGCAUUGUUCAGACUAAAACCUCACCAGAACGGAAGAGGGAAAACUCUCUGAGCACUAAUUACAAACCACUAGUCACAAGUAGUGCCAAAAUGGCAGAUGUAUGCCCCUGGGAUUUUGAGGACAAAGACUCUGGGAAGAACGUGUGA
This is a messenger RNA of Lampris incognitus (smalleye Pacific opah), 3897 nucleotides long. Its product is annotated as probable G-protein coupled receptor 158. The record is from RefSeq and is a predicted model, not a curated record. Gene Ontology annotation, molecular function: G protein-coupled receptor activity. The coding region runs from base 1 to 3897 and encodes 1298 amino acids. Gene Ontology annotation, biological process: G protein-coupled receptor signaling pathway. NCBI's taxonomy places the organism in Eukaryota, Metazoa, Chordata, Actinopteri, Lampriformes, Lampridae. Gene Ontology annotation, cellular component: membrane. The transcript has 13 exons.